CAAUAUAUUAAUUAAUCUCGUUAGAAAUACACAUAUUUAUAACAGGCCAGUGUUGAUAAAAUGUUCAAAUUUGUGGUUGUGUUUUGUAUACUGGUUGUGAAUUUCACUUCGUGCGAAAUUUCAUGGCGAACAUUCCAGCAUUUGUCCAGGGUCAUGGAUUCCAGAAAUUACACAUGUGAUGAGGAACAUCGAGAUUUGAUGCAGAAGCGCAUCGCCAAACAAGACCCCUGCAGUCACACUCGAUGCCUUGACAACAAAAUAGUUACAUUUAAAUGUGGGGAAAUCAAGAAAGCUUAUCCGCCGUGUAGAUACGCCGUUGACGGAGAUAACCCUUUCCCCAACUGUUGUUUACGGAUCGAAUGUCCUCCUUACUAUAAAGCUUUGGACGCGUAUAUCUACACCUUAACGUUGAUCCAGACCAAUGGAGAGGCCACGCUGGAUCAAGGCACACUCUACUCCGAUAUAGACGUCUCUUACGGUGGUAGUUUUCAACCCUUCUUUAGGAAUAAGUGCUAUAUAUUUCUCUUUGUCACUUGGCUUGUUUUGUGUAUUGGAUAAAAUAAAAUUAGACUAAUGUUUUAUAGAUAAA
This is a messenger RNA of Pectinophora gossypiella (pink bollworm), 589 nucleotides long. RefSeq lists its product as uncharacterized. The record is from RefSeq and is a predicted model, not a curated record. The transcript is spliced from 3 exons. Bases 61 to 558 code for a protein of 165 amino acids. Lineage: Eukaryota; Metazoa; Arthropoda; Insecta; Lepidoptera; Gelechiidae.